AACUCCCAUUCUGGUCUGACUGAUCAGCUGUACCCCUUCCUCACAGCACAAGGAGGGACAGCCAGGAAGGAGAAAGUGUAUGAGGAAAAAUUCUGUGAGUGAGGGAAAGUGAGAGGAUGAGAGUUGAACGAGCCUUCACAAAUGAUCCUGGAAGAUUCGCGAAGGAGAUUCUGAGUCUGGAGUAUUUCUACAGCUGAGGCGUCGGCCUGGACCGGGUUGUAGCGUGACGUGUGCGGUAGCUAUCCGCCGACAGGAUCUACAAGUUCUCGUCAGGGUGACUUUUAACAGAGAGUGUUACUUAUCGAACCAGCUAGACGGGAAUUUCAACUCACCUUUCCUGGUUUGCUUGGAGCAUUAUACUGGAUCGCUGUGACCGCUGAGCGAGCUCUCAGCUGAAGAGUAAGUGUGUUCGUCAGCCUGGCAUGACUACUGACAGAAAAUGUCUCUGACAUACUUGCUGUACUCUGAUUCACCAACACAGAAAUAAGGCCAUAAGAAAGUCCCCACCAAGUCACUUGACAGCUGAACUGAUAUUCAUGGUUAAGGUAACAGGGUUGACACUGAGACCCUCCGUUAUAAAAGUGCGUACGUUGUGUCAUUGUUUGAUACACCAACACAGAAAUAAGACGGACAGAAGACCUCCUACAAGUCCGGACAGUACCACCUUAAAACGUCUCACCAUCUGGAUAUCCUGCCACACGCUGGUCGUAGACACUGGAGCAUUUGUGAUGACGUUCUUGUAGGAAUAGAGACGUUCUCAUUUGGAUGUUACAGUGUUGUUCAGACGCAUAACCUUGUUGUAAUGUCAUCGGAGGGGAUGCAAAGCAAAACCGGAAGUAAGUGAAGGAAUAAGAGGAAAAAAGCUACGAGAGGCCGUUGGACGACAGGUGACGCAGAAAAGCACGAUCUGAAACAGAGUUAGUGGUUCAGAUCUGUGAGAGUAGCUCAUGAAAGAUUCCGGAUGGUGUCACAAUAACCUUGAACUCUUUAGACUUUAAACUCCUCAUCAUCUUGCCUCGUUCGGCCUGUGGACAUCCGGUUUCUUCCCUGAAGGAUUCGCCUCCUGCAGAUCUCAUUGUACAACAUGGAUUCCCGGGCUGGUCCGUACCUCAGCCUCAAGACUCUCUGCUCGUAUCUGGGUGCUGCCCGCCUCUGUCAGUUAGCGAUGGGCUGUGCUGUGAUUGCCAUGGUAACCCACAGCGCCGGCUACAGCGGUUCACCUGGUGUGUUCUGCAUGGCGACGUGGUGCUUCUGCUUCGCCACGUCAGUCCUGGUGUUUUUCCUGGAUGCUACUCGUCUCUACAGCUACCUGCCGGUAUCCUGGGACAACCUCACAGUCACAAGCGCCGCCUUGGCGACGCUCAUGUAUGUCACAGCCUCUGUGGUUUACCCGUUGUUCUUUGUCCGAUCUGACUGCCCCUACGCCGGCUGUGAAGUCAGAGAUUUCCGCAUCGCCGUCACCGUCUGCUCCAUCCUGGGCACUGUGGCCUACGGUGCUGAAGUGGCCUUGUGCCGAGCCAGGCCAGGCCAGAUUGUGGUGGGCUACAUGGCCACCAUCUCUGGCCUUCUGAAAGUCGUUCAAGGCUUCGUGGCCUGCAUCAUCUUCGGAGCUCUUCACAACGGCAGUCAGUACUCUCGGUACGCCGCCACCAUCUACUGCGUCGUCGUCUACGCUUUCUGCUUCGCUCUGACGACAGUGGUGGUCAUAAUGAAGGUGUGCAAGCGGACUAAGAAGGUGCACUGCAUGCCUUUUGAACACUUCGUGGUGGUCUGCACUCUCCUGGAGGUUCUGCUCUACUUGAGUGCAUCAGUGGUGUGGCCUGUGUUCUGCUUUGACACCAAGUAUGGCUCCCCGUGGAGACCAUCGUCCUGCCCACAGGGGAAAUGUCCAUGGGACAGCAAAGUUGUGGUGACGGUGUUCUCCUUCGUCAACUUUGGACUGUACACAGCAGACCUGAUCUAUUCCCAGAGGAUACGAUUUGUCCCCUCACGUGUGCCAGCUAACUCUCGGGUGUAGCGUCACUUGGAGAACUUAUUUGACAUCACUGGUUCAACAAGUUUAAGUCACUCAUUUAUGAUUUGUCUGUGAGUUCAAACCGUUAAAGGCCAAAAGGCAAAUACGUUACGUGUGAAAGAUUGCAGGCUCAGGGCAUUACAAGUGCUGCACUUGUCUGCAGCAAAAUCCAAACUGAAAGCACUGUCAAGGAAUCUGCCACACCCCAUGCCUUUGACUUUAACUUCCCUCAGAGCCAGCCUCACCCACCAUUCUUGACCCGUGGCAUGAGACGCAUUUACACGCUACUCAUAUUCUUGUUCAAAUAAAACAAGCAAGUCUUGAAUAUAAAUAGUCAGUCUGGCUUUGGCAUCUGUGGCAUCCCUGUCAUCUGCAAACCCCACACCAACGGUCUGUGGACUUUACCCAGGCUGCCAGAAAUAAACAUGAGCUGCCUGCACCCAUACUGAAGCCAUGACACCGCAUUUAUAGGAGGCUGUUGUCUCUAUGAAAUGCUUCUGUCAGUUCCUGAAAACAGGAUGACCUGCAGUUUGAAUAAACACCAUAGUCACUGUUGCACAAUGUGAUCAUGGUCAGCGUGACCGAGGAGAGGGAACAUAGGACACAAUGUGUCCUCAACUUAACAGGUCAAAUGUUAAAAAGUAAUUUACCACUCAUUUAUUCAGACUCACGGUUAAAAUUAUCUAUAGGAUUCUUAACUGGCAGGUUUCACAUUUAACAGCAUUUAACACAUUUUUCCAAACACUAAUGCUGUUUCUGUACAGCAUCAUUGUAUUUAUAAGAUGUGUGCCCUGAAAUGGCCCCAAAAAAGAUUUUAAUAUAAUACAGAGAACCCAAAUGUAAAUUGUCAAAUAUAAACAUUCGGUCAAAUUAUCCAACAACUGCUAAAAUUUGGUCAGAAAGUUAAGAUGAAAAAAGUUAAAAUCCCUGUAUUGUUCUCAGUUAAGUUGUGCACAAAUUUACCGUACAUCUCUUGAGGCUGCCCAUGUCAUUCGCUGUGUAUGUCACGACUUUGUAAGUAUUAUUUAUGGCUUUCUGGCUGAAGGCUUAUAGUAACUGAAUAUUGUACGACAGUUGUACGAAAUGACUCCGUCGCCGUCCAGCUAAUGCAUAACAUGUGUGAAUCAUUUGUAAAUGUGAUUCAAACGAUUUUCAAUAAGGGAUCGAGUGUUUUUUAUACACGGAUACGUGACGUAGGGCUUCUUUUCUAAUUUCCCCAUCAAGUUUUGCACGUGCAUAAGCCAACAGAUCCUCAAUCUUAAGCUUUGGACGUCAGUGCUGGACAGAGAGACUGUCUAUCCCUCCAUCUUAUGGGGGCAAAAGAGCUGAGACACAGAAAUAAAAUCAGUUUUUUUCCUCCUUUAAACACCAUAGCAACCUCCUCCUCCUCGCCUCCACCCCUCCUUCCUUCUCAUCUUUGGUCACUCCAGUGAAUCUCCUCUCUCUAAUCCAGGAUCAAUGUAGUGCCCUGUCACAUCUGUGCGCUCUGUGGAUGUCUUAUACUGAGUCUUCUGGAAGUGUUGUGGCACAGCACAUGUCCCCCAGAACUGCCUCGGUUCUCAUGCAGCAAAUCCAGCACCAGUUGGCUGCUCUUGUAUCCAAAUCUGCAUAAGACUGCGGAAAACGUCACUGUGUGGCUCGGAGCUUUGCUCGCUGCCAAUUUAUGUAAAUUAGUAAAAUGGUACAAGUGAAACAUGGACAGAGAGCAGAUGAGUGGUGGAUUUACAAAGCGGUGAUCAUUUUAGCGGCAGUAAAUACGUUUUGCUGUUGAUGUGAUAUUUUUAUCUCGUGUGUGUUUCUCGGCUUUCGGGAGCAUCAUGAUCCUCAGCGUGAUUAUUUCAUUUCGACAAGCCCUUGGGAGGCAGCACUUGAACUCUUCCCCUGACAAAUAUCUCCGGAGUGAGACGUACCAUCAGUGAAAUGUGACAGAGCCCAGAGAAAGGUAGCACAGAGAGUGACGGACGGCGCCACCACAGAGCAGUCUGUAGCUUGGUUGAGGCCUGCGUGCGCUCCCCGCUCCUCUCCAGACCUCCGGUUUAGCAGCUGUUCCAUGUUUGGCGCUCGUUUGACUCCUCUCUUCCCACGGGUCUCUGUCUUAAACAUAGCUGUGUGACAGAGAUGAGCCGCGACAGGUGUCCAUCAUGACUGUCCCCUCGUGACUUUCCAGCUGGGGGCACACGGAGGGACGGCUGGCUCACUGUUGUGACUAAUCCGUGAUGGCGCAUGUUGCUGAUGUCAGCUUCCCCCGGUAGAUCUUGUCUCUCGUUUUGCCAAAUGUUGAGUGGAACAUUAUUGAGGUCUAAACCGUAGCCCUCAGUGGGUCUGGGACUACGUCAGACCGUAGCUUCAGGAAACUACUGUAUACAAAACAGUGUGGGUGCUUAUUUUGAAAGCAUUCACCACGGCCAGUAGAGUUCAUCAUACAGACUGUUACUGUUUUAAAGGAAGAGGUGAUCUGCAUAUUAUUAAAAGACCUACAGCGGGUAGGUACUCAACAAUCAGUAAAUAUACUUGACCAGAUGUUGGUAACGACUCUUAUAAUCCACACAUGCAUAGAAAUGAAACCACAGAUGUCCAUAACUGAAGUUAUGUUUAAUAAUGUAAAACGACAGAUUAAAUAAUAUAGAACACAUGAAGAGAGGGGCCUGGAAAAAGGGUAUGGUGAUGUUAAGAAGGAUACAGAAGGAUUUCUAAACGUUCUGAAUGCUCCAGUCACCACUGUUGAGGCCAUAAUUUCCAUUUAAGUGGAAAGAACAACAUUUCACCAUAAACCGGCCAUGACCAGGUGCUUCGUGCAAGAUUUCUGACUGGAAUUAUCAGAAGAGUUGUCCAAGACCCGAGGGCAACGCGUGGAGCGCUUCAGAGAGACCUGAAAUUAGCCGGUGCAACGGUUGUACAAUGGAAAGAAAACAAGAAGAAAUGAGCUUGGCCGCUGUGGCCUGUAUGCACGUUUACCAGGAAAACAUGUUGCUGCUUGUUCAGAGUUUGCUGCACAACAUUUAGACAAAACUGUGAAAUACUGGGAGAACAUCGUCCGGUCAGAUGAAACAGAAGUUGAACUUUUCAGAUGCCUUAACACACAUCACGUUUGGAGGUAAAAUGACACCAGACAUCAGACCAAGAGGUGGGAACAUCAUGGUGUGGGGCAGUUUGUCAGCAUACGGCACUGGAAAGCUUCAUAUAACUGAAGGGAGGAUUAACAGACAAAUGUACAGAGACAUCUACAAGGACGAUGGAGAUGGAGAAACAAGGGUGGACAUUUCAGCAAACAAACAGCCAGUGAGCUCCCAGCCAGCUACCCGACUGGAGUCCAAGAGAAAAUCUAUGGAAAGGACUAAAGAUCAGGGUUCAUAGAGGAGGAUCUGAAGACUUUUUGUGUGGAAGAAUGGACCAAAAUCACACCUGAAUAAAGCACGUGACUACUUACUCCAUAUAGGAGGUGCCUUGAAGCCGUUAUUACCAACAAAAGCUUUUGUACAAAGUAUUAAUUUCAGUGUGUUCAGUACUUUUUCCCCGUGUCAUGCAUUUUAUUACACAUACAUUUAUGGACAUGUAUGGUUUGAUUUCUUUGCAUGCAUGGGUUGCUACUGACAUCUGGUACUACAUAGAAAUAUAAAUACAUUUAGUGAGAAAAAUAGUGAUGUUGUGUCCUUUCUUUACCUGCUGCAUCUCUGCAAUCGUGUUUGUAAUUUUUAUUUAUCCAAAGCUCUUCUGCGUGCAUGUGUACAUGAAAGGUGCUAUCUAAAUGAAUAAAGUUUGCUUAAAUUCCAAAAUCUAUAAAAACACUUAUAUUGUUUUUGUUCCUUUUCACUGAAACUGUACAAAUAAAAUUCAAACUACUGACAUGUA
Mugil cephalus (flathead mullet) is the source of this 5863-nucleotide messenger RNA. Its product is annotated as myeloid-associated differentiation marker-like protein 2. The record is from RefSeq and is a predicted model, not a curated record. The coding region runs from base 1085 to 2017 and encodes 310 amino acids. Gene Ontology annotation, cellular component: membrane. The transcript has 2 exons. NCBI's taxonomy places the organism in Eukaryota, Metazoa, Chordata, Actinopteri, Mugiliformes, Mugilidae.